GUCGAACAUUGGGAUGUUUUGUUUACCUGUUGUUAAUGGCAAUGAAUUUUUGUUUUCAUACGGAAGCAUUGAUCACCCCUGGGCACCCAGGGAAGUGGUUCUCGAUAUAUUGAAUUGUGAUGCUUCGAUGCAAACAAUCAUGUUGAUAUCAUGAAGGCCCGUGACUCCUUCCAAACGUGAAUCGACGUUCAUUAUCGUCUCCAUCUCACGUCUGCCGCGUCUCAUGUGAAGUUUGAACGGGGAUGAAUCAACUUUUUCACUUUGACUGUCUUAGUGUGCGAUAUGGACUUGUGUAGCCGGUUAAUUUUGUCUAAAACGUUUAGAACAAUAAACAGCAUAUGAUCUCUGUUUCUAAUUAAUGAUAAUUAAUUGCGACCAGACGACAUCAUUUUACCAAAUUCUGCUCAUCAGUUUACAGGGGUGCGAUGGUUUGGUAGUGGAAGUUUGAAGAGUUUAAAAAUCCUUAAUUUGGGUGUAUCUGUGACUACCUGUAAACAGUUAUUUUGGUCUUCUCUGUCUCACAGUGAACAUUAUUCAAGAGAGCUUUAUCUGAAAACAGCUAACAUGGCCGAAUAUGGCGAAGAUCCUUUAAUGAGUUCACAGAACCUGACCUGUCCACUAUGCUUGGAAAUGUUCAAAGAUGCAACUCUUCUCACAUGUGGACACACUUUUUGUCGCAUUUGCCUCGAAAACUAUGACGAGACCCAGAGAGAAGUUGCUGACAUGGCUUGUCCGCUCUGUAGGGUGACAACUAAAUUGGAUAAGGAACGUGUGGCAGGGCUGCCCGCUAAUGUUACCGUCAAUGGUCUGGUGGACGACUGCCGUUCUGCUGAUGUUAGCCAUAAAGCUACUGACGAUGUUACCAAGUGCACAGCCUGUGAAUUUGGAAAGGAUGCGGUUUCUUUCUGCAUUGCUUGCAGUUAUUACAUGUGUGAGGGAUGUGACGAGGGACACGGCCAGUUGAUGACAACAUUCUUCAAGGGUCACCAGGUAAUCUCACUGGAUGAUGUGAAAGAGAAGGAUAUCAGCAUUGAUGAGUUAUCUAACAAAUGUUCCAUACACAAGCGAGAUGACAAGGAUUUGUUUUGCAAGGAUUGCAAGGUAUUCAUCUGUUACAAGUGUACGAUCGUCAGUCAUCGUGAUCAUGUCAUCAAGAAUCAACCCGACGUCGUGGAUGAGCUUAAGAAUACGGUAGAUCGGCUGAUCAAGCUGUCUGAGUCAACCAUUGCCUCACUCAAAGAAAAUAUUGGGUUCAUUGAAAAUAAGAAGGAAGGAGUUCAAGAAGCUACCCAGAAACUUCGGGCAGAUGUCAUGGAAGCAGUUCAUGUUAAAUCUAUUCAGCUCCAAGAAAAUGAGCGUAUGCUUCUUGAACAAGUAGAUGCUCUGCAGGAGAGGUGUGAUGGCGACAUAGAUACCUUAAAGGAGAAUGCCGUUCACAGGAUCCAAAAUAUCUCACGUUCACUGGCAUUGGUUAAUGACGGCAUCAAGACACGCCAUCUUGAAAUGGAUAGAUUAACGGCACACUCUUUACAUUGUGAAGAAUUGGAAGCUAUUCUUAGUGAAGCAUUUGAUGAAACGUCUGCGAAGGAUAUACUGGAGAGUGUGAAAGAUGUGAAAUUUCUUCCGACCGAUAAUAUACAUGAAGAAGUUGGCCAGUUCUCAACUCCGACAUGCAGAAUCAUCAACAAAUUUGAGUUUCCCAAACACAUCCAAGGAAUGGUCAAGAAGAACAUCAACAGCGUCGUAAUUGCUCAAUAUGGUGGACAAAGUGUCAUUAAAAUCAACUCCAGUGGCGAUAAACAGGACAUGCAGAAGCUACCGUCUAUGUUCUACUACGACAUUGCUUUUCAGAGCAGGUCCAAGAUGGUGGUGUCUUCUAAUUCCUAUUAUGAAAUUCAUGUGCAUGCCAAGGAUGGAUCUCGUCUGGCGACGAUGGAAGUACCACGAGGUGGUGAUUACCCAAAGGUGAGCAUCGGUCCCUCAGAUGAGAUCUUGGUUGCCAACAAAUCAAGCCAGGUUUUCAUUUACGAGUCAAGCGGACAAACCCUGACACAUACGAUACCGACUCCAAACUUACCAAAGCAAGCCUUUGCCAUCAUGUCAGGAGCAAUUGUCACGAGUUCUUGUGAUGCAAACCCCAGUGUGGUACAGCUGUAUGACAAGGAUGGUAACGCAGGUACAUCUAUUCGAGCCCUUCAAGGGGAAUACCUCUAUCCUGCUGUAGAUAGUAAGGACAGGAUCUUUAUUGCCAAAGUCAAGAAGGGCACUCUUCUGCUCACGCUCUAUGAACUAGAAGGUCUUGACCUGAGGAAAAAGGCACAAUUUGAAGAACUGAAAAUAUCCCCAGGUAGCAACGCAUGCUAUUUGGUGUGCCUUUCUCGAGGCAUGCUUGCUUUUGCCUGUGGUUGUUGGCUUUAUUUUGUGAAAGUUCCCUAUAUAUAAUCUGCAUACUAAUUGUAAUUGCCAUUGCACUUGCUAAUUGCUUGCUUGUAAGCAUGUUACUUUAUUUUGUUCAUGAUUGUGACACCCAGAAAGUUUAUUGACAUGGUUGAUGAUUUGCAAAAAGGAAUUCUUUCCGCUUUUAUUGAAUACAAUUGGCGACAACAUAAUGGCAAUGAAUCUUCAAACACUCUUUGUUAUUGCCAAAGAAAAUCACAUUUUUCUUCUUCAUAUUUUUGUUUUCGCAUUACACUCAUGUCAUGAUAUUCAAGCAUUGUAAAUAUCAUAUUAUUAAGGAACUAUUAGAAUCCCACUAUUAUAAUAUGAUUCCUGUAAAAAGUCGUAUAACUUCUGAGUAAUAUUUACUUAUGGCUGUUAUGCCUUUUGGUAAAUUGUUUAGAAAAGUGAAUAUUUCAAGGCCAAAAUCCUCCUCCUUAGAAAGAUGCGAACUAACAUUGUGUUAUGGUUUCUCAUUGAUUAUGUGAUAUAGAUAGUUAUACUUUAAAGUAACUAUCCAUGUUGAGAUAAAUACAUAGAAUGAAAUUGGCCUAUUAUUUUAUUUGUAUAAAGAAACUUAAAUGUUUUGAGAAGAACAUAUUUGAUUUGCUACUUGGUACAUAAAUUAUUUUAUUGCAUGUACUACGGUAUGAAUGUAGUUAAUUAGCCAGUUAUCAUUCAGUUGAGCCGAAUAUAAUAAGUCAAGUCCACUCCCAAAAAGUUAAUUUGUACAUAAUAAUAAAUAAAUAAAAAUCGAAAAAAAAUAAUGCUGAAAAUUUGUUCAAAAUCGGAUGUAAAAUA
Molecule: messenger RNA, 3237 nt
Organism: Lytechinus variegatus (green sea urchin)
Lineage: Eukaryota; Metazoa; Echinodermata; Echinoidea; Temnopleuroida; Toxopneustidae
Product: E3 ubiquitin-protein ligase Midline-1-like
Exons: 1
Coding region: 565-2442 (625 amino acids)
Biological process (GO): positive regulation of DNA-templated transcription
Cellular component (GO): chromatin; nucleoplasm
Molecular function (GO): zinc ion binding; ubiquitin-protein transferase activity
Source: RefSeq, a predicted model, not a curated record